GAGGAACAGCGAGAGAGUGUGUGAAACGAGGAACGAAAUUGGUCGCGCGCGGGAAUCAGCGGUUGUUGUGUGUUUGGCCUUUUUCUGCUUGUGAUUUAUUGCGAGAGAUUGUGAUUGCUGGUGCGAGACGUGUGUUUUUUUUACUUAAGAAUUGAGAAUCCACGUGCGGGAGUCGAUGCGAUAGAGUGUAUGAAAAUUGAACGGUUUACAAUUAACAAUGACAACUUUGGCAGAACAAGCAUCCAAGCUUUUAGAUUUUAAUCAGAAGCUUGACAUAACGCUUCUCGAUAAUGUAGUAGGUUGUAUGUAUAAUGGAAUAGGCGAGCAACAGAAGCUUGCGCAGGAAGUAUUAACCACACUUAAGGAACAUCCAAAUGCAUGGACACGUGUAGAUACUAUUCUAGAAUAUUCACAGAACCAACAAACAAAGUAUUAUGCUUUACAAAUAUUGGAACAAGUAAUAAAGACACGAUGGAAAGUAUUACCACGAAAUCAGUGUGAGGGUAUAAAAAAAUAUAUUGUAGGCCUUAUUAUAAAAACGAGCAGUGAUCCAGAAACGAUGGAAACACAAAAAGUAUACCUCAAUAAACUGAAUAUGAUUUUAGUUCAGGUUUUAAAACGAGAAUGGCCAAAAAAUUGGGAAUCCUUUAUCGGCGAUAUUGUUGGGGCAAGCAAAACAAACGAAAGUCUUUGUCAAAACAAUAUGACAAUUUUGAAGUUACUAUCGGAAGAAGUAUUUGACUUUUCUAGUGGACAAAUGACACAAACAAAAGCAAAACACUUAAAGGACACAAUGUGUAGUGAAUUCUCCCAGAUUUUUCAACUUUGUCAGUAUGUUUUAGACAACUCGCAAAAUAUUCCACUAGUAUUGGUCACGUUAGAAACUCUCUUAAAAUUUUUAAAUUGGAUUCCGCUUGGAUAUAUUUUCGAAACGAAAUUAAUAAACACUUUAGUAUUCAAGUUCUUAAAUGUACCAAUAUUCAGAAAUGUCACGUUGAAAUGCUUGACCGAAAUCGCUGCUCUCACGGCAACGACAUACGACGAUGUGUUUGUAAUGUUAUUUGUUAAUGUAAUGAGACAGUUGGAGCAAAUACUACCGCUCGAUACUAAUAUACGCGAUGCAUAUGCUGCUGGUCAAGAUCAGGAACAAAAUUUUAUUCAAAAUUUAGCUAUAUUUUUAUGUACAUGUUUGAAGGAACAUGGUCAAUUUAUAGAAAAGAAACAGCUAAACGAAAUGCUGCUGAAGGCGUUGCAUUACCUGUUGUUGAUUUCCGAGGUCGAGGAGGUCGAAAUAUUUAAAAUUUGUUUGGAAUAUUGGAGUUCAUUAGCGAUCGAUUUAUAUAGAUUCGUGGCUCCGACACCAGUAUUUAUGACUAAACCGAUAACGAUGCCGCCUAGAAGACUAUUCUAUUGUCCAGUUUUAACAAAAGUACGGUACAUUAUGAUCAGCAGAAUGGCCAAACCGGAAGAAGUUCUUGUUGUAGAGAAUGAAAACGGAGAAGUUGUCAGAGAGUUUAUGAAGGAUACCGAUUCAAUUAAUUUAUACAAGAAUAUGAGAGAAACUCUCGUCUACCUGACCCAUCUUGAUCAUAUGGACACAGAUAGAAUAAUGACAGAAAAGUUACAGAAUCAAGUAAAUGGUACGGAAUGGUCUUGGAAGAAUCUCAAUGCAUUAUGUUGGGCAAUAGGUAGUAUUUCGGGUGCUAUGCACGAAGAAGAUGAGAAACGCUUUCUAGUAACUGUGAUCAAGGACCUUCUUGGUCUUUGUGAACAGAAAAAAGGCAAAGAUAAUAAAGCUAUCAUCGCUAGCAAUAUUAUGUAUGUAGUUGGGCAAUACCCAAGAUUUCUCAGAGCACACUGGAAGUUUUUAAAGACUGUUGUAAAUAAACUAUUUGAAUUUAUGCAUGAAACGCAUGAUGGUGUGCAAGAUAUGGCCUGUGACACGUUUAUAAAAAUAGCAGUGAAAUGCAGGCGACAUUUCGUGACAGUACAAUUAGGGGAAGCGGUGCCGUUUAUCGAAGAAAUUCUUUCUACAGUUAGUAGUAUCAUCUGUGACCUUCAAACACAACAGGUACAUACCUUCUACGAAGCAGUUGGUUAUAUGAUAAGUGCACAGACGGAUACAGUAGUUCAAGAACAAUUGAUAGAAAAAUAUAUGCUUCUACCAAAUCAAGUUUGGGACGAUAUCAUAAGUCAAGCAUCUAAAAACGUAGAUGUGUUAAAAGACCAAGAAGCUGUAAAACAACUUGGUAGCAUUUUAAAAACAAAUGUUAGGGCUUGCAAAGCUCUCGGGCAUCCGUACGUGAUACAAUUAGGAAGAAUAUAUUUAGAUAUGUUGAACGUUUAUAAGGUUAUGAGUGAAAAUAUAAGUGCUGCAAUAGCUUUGAAUGGUGAAGUAGUAAUGGAACAAUCUUUAAUUAAGAGUAUGAGAGUAGUGAAAAAGGAAACAUUAAAAUUGAUCUCAGAUUGGAUCAGCAGAACGACCGACGAACAAAUGGUUUCCGAGAACUUUAUACCACCGCUAUUAGAUGCUGUGUUGUUGGAUUAUCAAAAAACGAAUGUCCAUUGCGCUCGAGAACCAGAGGUGUUGACUGCUAUGGCCAUUAUCGUAAAUAAAUUAGAGGAUUACAUUACGUGUGAAAUACCGAAAAUAUUUGAUGCUGUGUUCGAGUGUACUCUAGAAAUGAUUAACAAAGAUUUUGAAGAAUUUCCAGAGCAUAGAACGAACUUCUUUUUACUUCUACAGGCUGUAAAUAUGUACUGUUUCCCUGCGUUUCUUGUAAUUCGGCCAGCACAGUUCAAACUCGUUCUCGACUCGAUAAUUUGGGCUUUCAAACACACGAUGAGAAACGUUGCAGAUACAGGGUUGCAAAUACUUUAUCAACUUUUACAAAAUGUUGAGAGCGAGCCGGCAGCUCAGAACUUUUAUCGAACAUAUUUCACAGAUAUUCUUCAACACAUAUUUAGCGUAGUCACAGAUUCAUCUCAUAUAGCAGGCCUUACUAUGCAUGCCACUAUCCUGGCAUACAUGUUCUCAUUGGUUGAACUCGGACGAAUUCAGGUGCCAUUGGGACCUAUACCAGACAAUGUAUUAUACGUUCAAGAAUUCGUUGCAAGGUUGCUUAAAGCAGCAUUUCCACAUUUGACUGAUAAUCAGAUUAAAAUCACUGUACAAGGUUUAUUUAAUCUUAACCAAAAUAUCCCAGCAUUCAAGGAACAUCUCAGAGAUUUCCUUGUUCAAAUUAGAGAGUAUACCGGUGAGGAUGAUUCCGAUCUCUAUUUGGAAGAGCGGGAAAAUGCAUUGCGAUUGGCUCAGGAAGAGAAAAGACGACAACAAAUGGCUGUUCCGGGACUACUUAAUCCGCACGACAUACCAGAAGAAAUGCAGGACUGAAUUAGCAGUCGUCUACGUUACUUCUUUCCUGCACGUCUCAAUGAGAAACAUUCUGUUACAGAGACUACCGUAUCUUUUGAUCUGCAAUUUCCCCCACAUGUACCACGACUACCAUCAAAAUGGAUAUACGUCAUUAUAUACUUUUUAAAGCCAAGAUUACAAUAUAACAUUCUUGUUAAGGAGGUAAGCCCGAAACGUUGUAAUUGUUUGUCUGUUAUGCGAUUUUAAUAGAAUUAAAACUUCUGUUGUGGGUAACAAGUGAGUGUGUGCUGAACAAUACUAUUUAAUGUAAUAAAAGUAAAAGAACAAACACGAUUUUUAAAUACCGAUAUUUAAGAAAAAUUUACUACGAAUUCGAGAAAAUGUACGAAUGAAUGCGCAUUGAAAGCGUUUGAUAAUGAUGGAACAAUGACUACACGUGGUUGAUAUGUUUGUUGUUCGUAGAAAGAAAAGAAGAUUCUGUUGCAUAUU
This is a messenger RNA of Megalopta genalis, 3865 nucleotides long. RefSeq names its product exportin-1 emb (gene emb). Gene Ontology annotation, biological process: ribosomal large subunit export from nucleus; protein export from nucleus; ribosomal small subunit export from nucleus. Gene Ontology annotation, molecular function: nuclear export signal receptor activity; small GTPase binding. Gene Ontology annotation, cellular component: cytoplasm; nucleus. Lineage: Eukaryota; Metazoa; Arthropoda; Insecta; Hymenoptera; Halictidae. The record is from RefSeq and is a predicted model, not a curated record.